AAAUCUGAAAAGUAAAAGGCCGACCUGCUUAUUGUUGUUUGAAUCAAGGAAUAACUUGAAUUAUAUAUAGCACUGAAAGCUGCCCCCAAAACGCUCGACCGAUGGCGAAGCGCAAGGAGAUUUACAAGUAUGAGGCUCCGUGGACCGUGUAUUCAAUGAACUGGAGCGUUCGGCAGGAUAAACGAUUCCGAUUGGCGCUCGGUAGCUUCGUUGAGGAGUAUAAUAAUAAGGUCCAAAUCGUUUCCCUUGAUGAGGAGAGUUCGGAAUUUGUGGCCCGCUCGACAUUCGAACACCCCUAUCCAACGACGAAGCUUAUGUGGAUCCCGGAUGCCAAGGGUGCCAUGCCGGAUCUGCUAGCCACUUCGGGCGACUACCUUCGCGUCUGGAGGGUUGGCGACCCCUCUCAACAGCCACAGGGCAACGAUAAUGCAGCGACAAGACUCGAGUGCCUUCUUAACAAUAAUAAGCACAGCGAAUUUUGUGCCCCCUUGACAUCAUUUGACUGGAACGAAGUGGACUGCAACUUAUUAGGCACUUCCUCAAUAGAUACCACUUGUACUAUAUGGGGACUUGAAACUGGACAAGUCAUAGGCCAGGUGGGCGGACGCGUCCAAGGACAUGUAAGAACUCAACUCAUCGCCCAUGAUAAAGAGGUAUACGACAUUGCCUUCAGUCGCGCCGGUGGAGGCAGAGACAUGUUUGCGUCCGUCGGAGCUGACGGGAGCGUACGAAUGUUUGACCUUCGGCACCUCGAGCAUUCGACCAUCAUCUACGAGGACGCUGGACAUCAUCCCCUAUUGCGAUUAGCAUGGAAUAAGCAGGAUCCUAACUAUUUAGCCACUUUCGCGAUGGAUGCGUGCGAUGUGAUCAUCCUUGAUGUUCGCGUACCGUGUACGCCCGUCGCACGACUCAACAAUCACCGAGCUUGCGUAAACGGAGUUGCCUGGGCACCGCAUUCUUCGUGUCACAUUUGCACUGCCGCGGAUGAUCGCCAGGCAUUAAUCUGGGACAUCCAGCAGAUGCCGCGUGCCAUCGAAGAUCCGAUUCUGGCGUACACGGCAGAUGGCGAAAUUAAUCAGAUUCAAUGGGCGUCAUCCCAACCCGAUUGGAUUGCCAUCUGCUACAACUCGUGCCUAGAAAUACUACGUGUCUGAAAAUAGUUCAAAAAUUCCUUCCUAUUUGUCAUACAUCAUACGAUUCGUCUAUGGCACAGAACUGCAGCAAACUGCGGUGAAUCCCCGUUAU
Messenger RNA from Varroa destructor (honeybee mite), 1245 nucleotides. RefSeq names its product DDB1 and CUL4 associated factor wap (gene wap). Lineage: Eukaryota; Metazoa; Arthropoda; Arachnida; Mesostigmata; Varroidae. The record is from RefSeq and is a predicted model, not a curated record. Gene Ontology annotation, molecular function: protein binding.